Molecule: messenger RNA, 1008 nt
Organism: Ostreobium quekettii
Lineage: Eukaryota; Viridiplantae; Chlorophyta; Ulvophyceae; Bryopsidales; Ostreobiaceae
Source: the annotation of a GenBank genome assembly
AUGGGCAUGUGGAGUGCGCUCCGGGACACUGCGCAGGCUUCUGGCGUCAAAUUUUCGGAACAUUCGGGCAAGCCCACCGCUGAGGAGGCAGCCAAGGACUGGGAUGGCAAUGGAAAGGUGGCGAUCGUGACAGGGCCGUACGCGGGGCUCGGCAAGGAGACAACGCGCGUGCUGGCGCUGCGGGGCGCAGAGGUGGUGAUGGCCGGUCGCAGCAAGGCAAAGGCGGACGCGGCCAUCGACGAGAUCAGGAAGGAGAACCCUGGCGCCAAGCUGCGGUUCAUGGAGCUGGACCUGUCCAGCCUGGCGUCCGUGAAGAAGUUCGCGGACGAUUUUCGCGCCACGGGCCUGGCGCCCAACGUGCUGGUGAACAACGCGGGGAUCAUGCUGUGCCCGUAUGGCCUGUCCGCGGAUGGUUAUGAGAUGCAGUUCGCCACGAACCACCUGGGGCACUUCCUGCUGACGCGGCUCCUGCUGCCGGACCUGGAGGCCGCUGCCAACGCUUCAGGGGUGCAGUCCCGCGUGGUCACUGUCUCCUCUCACGCGCACCACUUUCCAUACCGGGGCGGCCUGCGCUUCGACGACCUUGCCAAGCCCAAGGCGAAGGGUUACAAUAGGUCAAGCGCCUACGGCGCGUCCAAGUUGGCCAACAUCCUCUUCACGCGGGAACUGGAUUCUAGGCUGAGGGGCAGGAAAUCUGGGGUGACCGCAGUUUGCUCCCACCCCGGCCUCGUCCCCACUGAAUUGGCCAGGAACUUCAACCCCCUGGUCCUGCGGAUGGCCAUGUGGAUAUUAAGAAAGGUCGCGCCAAGCUACAGGGAGAUUCGGCAGGGUGCCUCUUCUCAGGUGUACUUGUGCACGGCGCCGAAGGUGGACGGGGGGGAGUACUACAUGGAUUGCGCAAUCAUGCCGACGUCCAAACAGGCCCUGGAUAGGGAAAUGGCAUCGAAGCUGUGGGGCCUGAGUGAAGACAUGUGCACGGAUUAUUUGGAGAAAGGGAACAGCGGCUAG